Erpetoichthys calabaricus (reedfish) is the source of this 3067-nucleotide messenger RNA. Its product is annotated as lanC-like protein 3. NCBI's taxonomy places the organism in Eukaryota, Metazoa, Chordata, Cladistia, Polypteriformes, Polypteridae. Bases 219 to 1451 code for a protein of 410 amino acids. The transcript is spliced from 5 exons. The record is from RefSeq and is a predicted model, not a curated record. Gene Ontology annotation, biological process: carbohydrate metabolic process; peptide modification. Gene Ontology annotation, cellular component: plasma membrane.
CCCACAGUCGUGAAUCUUCUUCACACGCCAGUAUUUCCGGUCUCUAAGCUGAUGUGAUAGUGGUGAGUGCGCUGAUAGGGACCUGUCCCUGUUGCCUGUGGCGGGCGCACGCUGACAGCAACCGCCUCUUUGGUGCUUUGAGAUCAGUGUGCGUGUUUGGUGCGGCAACUUAGCAUCGCUUCUUUCGUCCUCCUGAAUUUGUUUCCAUUUUGACGGUGAUGGAAACCAAACGCUGCUUUGCAAAUCGCUUUGAUGAUUACAAAGGUGCUCUGUUGGAUGGCCACUCGAAGGAAGCCCUCGUUCCAUUGAUCGUUGCCAAGAUAGAAAAGAUCCUGAAGAAGGUGCCUAUUGCCACGGAGACAAGUGAUUGCUGUGAUGGGGGUCUUUAUGAUGGACCGGCGGGGGUUGCCUAUAUGCUGUACUAUGUUUCGGAAUGUCCCAGGUUCAUCUCUUACAAAGAAAGCUACUUGAAGCUGGCUAAACAGAUCAUUGACGUGUAUGUCAGGUAUGUGGACAAUGAAUCCGAUGUCAACAUGCGAGCAGCCUUUCUUCUGGGAGGAGCUGGUAUAUACGCGGUGGCAGCAAUGAUCUACAAGGCCAUGGGGCUAGCCGACUUCGUGAAGCCCCUCACCAAAUUUAGGAACCUAUGGGAGGUGUGCGCACCUAUCACUUUUUUGGAGUGCGGUUCAGAUGAGCUGUUUGUUGGACGGGCUGGCUACUUGUGCGCCGCUCUCGUGCUAAAGCAGAAACUGGGCAUAGAGGUUUUAAGUCCUGAUCAGAUCAAAGCUAUCUGUCAGACAAUUACUGAAAGUGGAAUGCAAUAUGCAAAGAAGAAAAGAAAGCCUUUUCCCCUCAUGUAUUCCUACUAUGGCACUGAAUACCUGGGUGCAGCUCAUGGACUUUCCUCCAUUCUUCAGAUGUUGUUGUCUUACAAUGAAUACCUCCCAGCAGUUGACCGUGAACUAGUUUGGCAGAGUAUGGACUUCCUCAUGAACCAGGAACAGAACUGUAACUGGCCCGCAGAACUGGGAGAGAUAAUCCAGAGGGAAAAUGAGUUGGUUCACUGGUGUCAUGGAGCACCAGGUAUUACUUACCUUUUUGCCAAAGCCUACCUGAUUAACAAGAAACCCAGGUAUCUGGACACCUGUGUUCGUUGUGGGGAGCUGGCCUGGCAGAAAGGUCUGCUGAAGAAAGGUCCUGGUAUUUGCCAUGGAGUGGCUGGAAGUGGCUAUGUUUUUCUACUCUUGUAUAGAUUAACAGGAAAUACGAAAUACGUCUACAGGGCACAAAGGUUUGCAGAAUUCUUAUUUUCAGAUGAAUUCAAGACUGGAUCCAACAAUGUUGAGAGCAUUUACAGUUUGUUUGAAGGUCUUUCAGGGACGGUGUGUUUCUUGGUUGAUCUUAUUCAGCCAGAGAAAGCUGAAUUUCCUCUCUUCAGUGUAUUUGUGUAACAAUGAAUCAUACUUACGCUCUGUCCAGGAAAAAUUGAAUUAAUAACCUAGGGGCCACUCUUUGCCUAAAUGGGUUACCUGCAUUAGUGUUUGGAAGCUGUCAAAAAAAAUGGAUGUGCGAGACAUCAGAGGUAUUGUGAGAGUGUUUAAUUUUCAGCAGUUGCGGCUUAAUAAAAUGUAUUUUGAUGUUUCUGUGCUUUUUCUAACACACAUGUAUUCUUUGAAAUUAGUUUAUUAUUUGUCAAGCUCUUUGUAUUAUCUGUAUUAACAAUUUACUUCAUACACCAUGUUUUAUGAAUAUGUUUAAGUAUAUUAUGCCUGUUUGCAAAAUCUGAUAUAGACCUGCUAUUUUAUAACACACUGUGGUUAUUAAAUGGUGCAGGCAGUUUAUUCAUACUUGGAGUUCUUUUAUCUUUUGACAAAUAAUGUCAUUAAACAAUAUUUAUGAGUAGUGUGGGAACAGCAGAUAUGAGGUAGUAAGUGGGAAUUUUUAAAAAUUUAAAUAACUAUUAAAAAAUGUUUUUUAACUCUAUAUUCAUUUUGCCAGAUGUUAGCUAUUAGCUGUAUAGUAAUCCAUUCAAUACCUAAGUAAGUAAAGAAACAAUGUGUAAUUUUGCAUGCUGUUUUGCAGUAAAAUGGCAUGCAUAUUAAUUUGUUAUUUUCAGUAAUGUUUUAAUUAUAAACAGUGUCAUGUAUUUAACCUGAAAAAAUUGAAUGCUAAUAUACUUUGUGUUAAUUUGGAUUGUUAUUACAUGUGUCUAUCAUUUGUUCUAAUCGAGUUAUUGUACAAGAUUUUCAAAGUAAUUAAUCAAUUAGAAAUAUGUAUUUUUAUAACUUUCAACCAAUAGACCUAUUUUAUAGAUGACUAUAAAAUAAAUGAUAAUCUAAUUAACUAAAAAAGGUACUGCUGACCAUGUGUUAAAACAAAUGGGUUCCGAAAUAGGAAUCAAUAAAUGAGCAGUUGAAUGAAAGUCACUUGUUACUCAGCAUUGGAGAAUAUCAUAUCAAAUUUAAUUUCACCAUGCUGAGUGCACACUGUUGUAAACAAAAUAUAUAUACUUCUGAACCGAUAGUUGCAUUACUUUGGUGAUACAUUUAGUUUUCUUUUUCAUUUGGAUAUCAUCUUUCUGGUCACACACUAGAGUCAUGAAUCAAUAUUUUUAUCUACAAGCAAAAUUUAAAGUAAUCAUUCAAAACUCAUAAUAGCUGAUACCACUGUUGGUGUUGUAAACCGACAGUCCCAAAGCACGUAAGUCCCAAAAGUACUUUCAAAAACCCUGACUAGACACAAAAGGAACUCAUGGAAUCUUUAUAAAGUAAAUCACAAAAAAAGUAUGUUCUCCAAUGCACAAAGGUAAUAUGGAAUUGCCUAUAACAUGAACAUAAUCCAAAUCAAAUUAGUCCCAAUACAGAGUCCUAAAGCAAGGUUAAAACAUAGAGCAGAAGGUCAAAAAUCCAAACAUCCAAUAAUUCACAGAAAUUACAAUAAACACAAGUAAACUCACGGAAUCCCAGUGAAAGGUCCAUAGAGGGCUAAAUCACUAGUAAAAGAUCAAAAAUCAAAACGAACAUUGUAUUAAACAUCACUGGCAUUGAAAGAGUCUAAAAUGAUACUC